AUGUCAAAACCAAAAGGAGGUUGGGAAAAGUUAAAAGAAACUCAAAAGAAAAAGAAGAAUGAAGCAGACUUUCUAAAAAAAGUAAAUCCUCUUACAUCGUAUUUUAUACCUAAAUAUACUAACAGUGAAAAUACCAUUAAUAAAGAAGAUAAUAUUAUAAAUACGAGUACAUCGGACUCACAUAAUGUCCCAAGUUUAUCAAAUUCGUUCACUGGUGCUUCUUCUAAAAAUAAUGACGUAAUUGAGUAUUCUAAUGAUCCCGGAGAUUGGAAUUUAACAUCCCAUAAUUUAAUAUCUUACUUAGUAGAAAAAGGGCCGAAAUUCUUUCAAAAUAUAAAUGCUGACUUUUCCUUAACAAAAAAAUAUUAUGAAAAUCCUAAGGUACAUCGUUGUUUGAACAAAACUGCAUUUUUCUAUACAAAGCCGAAUGGUGAUUGUUGUAAUAGAGAAUGGUUACUUUAUUCGCCGACUAAAAAAAUGGUUUAUUGUUAUCAUUGUAUUCUCUUUUCUAAAAAUAACAUAAUGUGUGAUGGGUAUAAUGAUUGGCGAAAUGUUCAAAAAAUUUUUGAAAACCAUGCGAAAAAAGGAUAUCAUGUCUUGGCAAUUAGUAUGUACCUAAAUAGAACGAAACUAUCGGGUAGAAUAGAUAGUGAAUUAGAAAAACAGUUAACCGAAACACGUGGCUAUUGGAAAAACGUGUUAAGACGCAUAAUUGAAACAAUAUUAUUUUUAUCGGGACGUGGUUUACCAUUUCGAGGUUCGGACGAACACUUCGGGUCAAAUCAUAAUGNCCAUUUUUAGCCCAACAUAUCGCUGUACACGGAAAUCAAGGGAAAGGACACACAUCUUAUUUGUCCAAAACUAUUUGUAACGAAUUUAUUGCACUUAUUGCAAACAAAACUCGUACAAUGAUUAUAGAUCAAUUAAAAAAAGCCGGUUAUUUUUCAAUAAGCGUUGAUUCUACUCCUGAUAUAACCCAUAUGGAUCAACUAACUAUUAUUUUGAGAUACGUAAAUAAUGAAGGACCAGUAGAACGUUUCAUUACUUUUAUUCAUAUUACAAGUCAUACUGGUGCAAAUCUUGCUUUGUGUUUACUUAACUUUUUGAAAGAAAAUGAUAUUAACAUAGAAAAUUGUCGUGGGCAGAGCUAUGACAACGCUAGCAACAUGAGUGGGACUUAUACUGGUAUGCAAACAGAAAUAAAAAAGUGCAAUUCAUUGAUUGAUUUUAUUCCAUGUAUUGCACAUUCGUUGAAUCUCGUUGGACAAUCUGCUGUAGACUGUUGUGUUGAAGCAGUUUCAUUUUUCGGUUUUGUCCAAGAAGUUUACAAUUUUUUUACUGCCUCUACCCAACGCUGGGAUAUUUUAAAAAAAACAUUAGUAAAAAACUGUCCAGUUCCUAAAUCCAAAUCAGUUACUAGAUGGAGUGCAAAUGCUGAGGCCGUUAAAGCGUUAUUUUUAAGUUACGAGAAUAUUAAUGAAGAUAUCAGAUUUUAAUAUCAGAUAUUAAUGAAUUAUCAGACAUUAAAAUGGACAUGAAAAUUUAAGACAUAGAAGGANACCCAACGCUGGGAUAUUUUAAAAAAAACAUUAGUAAAAAACUGUCCGGUUCCUAAAUCCAAAUCAGUUACUAGAUGGAGUGCAAAUUCUGAGGCCGUUAAAGCGUUAUUUUUAAGUUACGAGAAUAUUAAUGAAGCGUUAAGAAAAAUUCAAAAUGAUACAUUACAAAAACAACCAACUCGACACCAAGCUUCUUGUUUAAGCUCAAUACUCGGUCAUUUAGAAACUGGCAUUAUGUGUGAAUUAUGGCAUAAUAUUCUCGAACCCUUUAAUAAGUGUAGUAAAAGCAUUCAGAGUGGUAUAAUUGAUUUAUAUACUGCAAUUGACUUCAUUGAAAGUCUUAAAAUUGUCCUUCAAAAUAUAAGAAAUCAAUAUGAUGAAUAUGAAAGUAAUGGUAUGAAAAGAGCUAAGAAUGAAGACUAUAAAUUAACUAGGCAUAGAAAAANUAUUCCGUGUAUUACACAUUCGUUGAAUCUCGUUGGACAAUCUGCUGUAGACUGUUGUGUUGAAGCAAUUUCAUUUUUCGGUUUUGUCUAUAUCGGACCCACGACACAAAAUUAUUGA
Messenger RNA from Cinara cedri, 2123 nucleotides. Lineage: Eukaryota; Metazoa; Arthropoda; Insecta; Hemiptera; Aphididae. The record is from the annotation of a GenBank genome assembly.